Hevea brasiliensis (rubber tree) is the source of this 2866-nucleotide messenger RNA. Its product is annotated as G-type lectin S-receptor-like serine/threonine-protein kinase CES101. Gene Ontology annotation, biological process: protein phosphorylation. The record is from RefSeq and is a predicted model, not a curated record. Gene Ontology annotation, molecular function: ATP binding; protein serine/threonine kinase activity. The transcript is spliced from 7 exons. NCBI's taxonomy places the organism in Eukaryota, Viridiplantae, Streptophyta, Magnoliopsida, Malpighiales, Euphorbiaceae. The coding region runs from base 39 to 2435 and encodes 798 amino acids.
CGCAAAGGCUUCUCUGCUUGAGUAUUAAAAUUAGGAAAAUGCUUGGAGGCAUAAGUUUUGCUGGCUCUUCAGCUUCAGGGCAAUCACCAAUGGCUUCCAAAUUCACCCUCAUCUACAAAAACUUGCUGCUCGUCUUCUCCUUGUUUUUUGUCUCUCACUCUUUAACAAACGAUACACUUAACCCCGGUGACAUCUUCAAUUCCACCCAUCGCCUUAUUUCCAGAAACGGGCUCUUCACAUUAGGAUUCUCCGGCCGCUACUUGGUCAUAAAUUACACUGACCAAAGUAACUCACCAAAACACCCUGUCUGGUUAGCUAACAGAAACACACCUAUCCUGGAAAAUACAGGACUUCUCACCAUUGAUAAUGGAACUGGGAGCUUGACAAUUGUACAUGAAGGUAGAAAGCCGGUUGAAUUAUACUCCGGUUACAAUAACUCCAGCAGAAACGUAACUGCCAAAUUACAUGAUAAUGGAAAUUUUGUGUUGGCCGAAGCAAACUCUGGUGGGCAGAUAUUGUGGCAAAGCUUCGAUUAUCCCACGGACACCCUUUUGCCUGGUAUGAAAUUGGGCAUCAACCACAAGACAGGAAGGAACUGGUCACUUACCUCGUGGCUAGCUGAAGAUAUCCCAACUCCUGGAGGUUUCACUCUUGAAUGGGACCCCAAGGAACGCCAGGUGAUCGUGAGGCGCCGAGGAGUUGUAUUUUGGACUAGCGGGGUGUUGACUCCUGAUAAUAGAUUUGAAAAUUUCCUUUCUUUGGAUUCGUUCAAUCAAAACUAUAACUUCACCAGUUUUUCAAACCCGGAUGAAGAGUACCUUCUCUACACGCUCUACGUCGAUGAAUGGACACCUGAAUACCGAAGGAACAUUUCCGAGUGGUUUCUAGAUUAUCAGGGGAACAUACAAGAUGGAGGAUGGAGGCCUUUCACUUUGUUUUCUGAGGCUUGUGAUGGGAAUAGCACAGAAUCUGGCUGCAGGAAAUGGGAAGGACCAAAGUGCAGGAUAGAUGGGGAUAAAUUUGCUGUAAGAGCUGGUAGCUUCAGGGAGCCUCAGCCUAGACGCUCUGAUAACAAUACCAGCUUCAUUGACUGCCAAGACUUAUGCUGGAACAAUUGUUCUUGUACUGGAUUCAAGCAUUCGGGCACCUACUGCGCAUUGUUUAGUGGAUCUUUCUAUAACACAGAUUUGAGAGGAGGUGAAUUAAGCUAUUUUAUAAUUAUUCCGGGUCCUCCGCAUAAAUCGGAUAAGACAUGGAUAUGGAUCGUAAUUGCUAUAAUGCUUGCAAUAAUCGCUAUGUUAAUGAGCAUGUUUCUGUACUUCAGGUGGAGAAGAAUUAGACUGGAAGAGAAAUUUCUCAAGGAGCUGAUGACAUACGAUAGAGUAAGGGAUGUAGAUGAGCUUGAAAAUGGUGGAAACAGGGGAAACAAUUUAUGCAUAUAUAGUGUUGCAACAAUCAAGGCUGCUACCAAUGGCUUUUCAUUCGACAACAAACUGGGACAAGGUGGUUUUGGACCUGUUUACAAGGGGAGAUUAACUGAGGGACAGGAAAUAGCAGUAAAGAGACUGUCAAAUAGAUCAGGACAAGGGCUAGAAGAGUUCAAAAAUGAGCUUAUUCUCAUAGCUAAACUGCAACACAUGAAUCUUGUGCGGCUCCUGGGUUUCUGCAUCCAAGGGGAAGAGAAAAUGUUGGUCUACGAGUACAUGCCAAAUAAAAGCUUGGACUUUUUCAUCUUUGGUGAUGAAUCAAGAAGGAAAGUAUUAGAUUGGAACAAGCGGUUUAACAUCAUUGAAGGAAUAGCUCAAGGUCUACUUUACCUCCAUAAGUAUUCCAGGCUGAGAAUAAUCCAUAGAGAUUUGAAAGCUAGUAAUAUUUUACUUGACGAGGAAAUGAACCCAAAAAUUUCUGAUUUCGGCAUGGCAAGAAUUUUCAAGGCCAAUGAAUCUGAAGCAAACACCUGCACAGUUGUUGGAACACGUGGCUAUAUGUCUCCAGAAUAUAUCAUGGAAGGCAUUUUCUCCACUAAAUCUGAUGUUUAUAGUUUUGGAGUCCUACUAUUGGAAAUUGUCUGCGGUAGAAAGAAUCAGAACGUUUAUGACCAUGAUCGUCCGCUUAAUCUCGUAGGCUAUGUAUGGGAGCAAUGGCAAGGCAAUGCAUUAGAAAUAGUGGAGCCAACAUUAACAAAUUCAGCUCCUAAAGAUGAAGUUUUGAAAUGCAUCAACGUGGGGUUGCUAUGUGUAGAACAGAGUCCAAUGAAUAGGCCAACCAUGUCAGAUGUUUUAUCUAUGUUAACAAGCGAGGUUCAAGAGCUGCCAUUGCCAAAACAGCCAGCAUUUUAUAUGGGAAGCAGCACUGUAACAGCAAAUUCAAUUAAAAAUCAGAUGGAAAGUUAUACAGUAAAUGGGAUGUCCCUAUCAGAUAUGGAUGGGAGAUGAGGGCAUGACUACUUUGAGCAUGUAUGAAUUAUCUGCAGAUGUUGGUGAAAUAUGCAAAUGGAUGUUAUGAAGUCCUGCAAAUAGUUGCUGGGUUUUGUUUAGGUUCCGCAAUAUGUUAAAUGAAGGCAAGACGAGCUACCCCCAACUCAUCAUGGAGGCUGGUUUUCUUGUGUGUUUAUUCUUCCCCUGGCCUGGGGAACUUUCUCAGCUGCCAGAUGAGUGAAAGACUGAACAUAAGAAUUAUGGCAUCCAUGGCAGGUAGUGUUUGUGACCCCAAACAAUGAUGAACUUUAUACAGUUAUAUCCUUUAUAAAUUGGGUAGAGAAAGAAACAUUAGAACUAUUUGUUUUUUUUUUUUUUUGUAACAAUUAUAUUGAUGAUUUUUUUUUGAAAAAAAAAAUUAUAGCAAAACUUCUUUUCAUUAUUUAAAA